This is a messenger RNA of Erpetoichthys calabaricus (reedfish), 1695 nucleotides long. It is a transcript of the gene fjx1, whose product is annotated as four-jointed box kinase 1. The transcript has a single exon. The record is from RefSeq and is a predicted model, not a curated record. The coding region runs from base 349 to 1545 and encodes 398 amino acids. NCBI's taxonomy places the organism in Eukaryota, Metazoa, Chordata, Cladistia, Polypteriformes, Polypteridae. Gene Ontology annotation, biological process: cell-cell signaling.
CCAAAGUAAGCAGUUCAUGUGAGUGAAGCAUCUGAGGGAUGGUGUGCAGUGUCAGCGCCGGCUGUGAAGUGGGAAAAGAUGAGGAGCUGGGAGAAGCGGUGCCAAAAAUGAACGCUGAUCGCGAAGAGACACGGAAAAGCCGGAGCUCGUUCGUGUUGCUAUAAAUGGCCAUCCUGUUCGGUGGUUCCACUCUCCAUCUGAUAAGAGGAGAUGGUGCGGCGGCGUGAAGUACGGCUAUUCAACAGCACCCCUUUCCGCGAUUCCCGGACACUUGCCGGGAUAUUUUUGCGCACUUGCGAAUGAAGAAAGAAAAUCGACAGAAACGAAACUCAGUGCCGCCCAGCAAGUAUGAGGAUCCUGCUGGCUAACUCUGUGGCCGCCGUGCUUGUAUGUACCGGCGUGACUUUGCUUUGUUUCUUUGCCGGGUUGCUCGCCCACGGGCAGGACCGCACCAAACGGGCACUGAUCACGUCUGACGAGCCUCCUUCGAAAACUUUCCGAACGCUGCUCGCUGUGCCCGCCGCCCUCCGGCUUCACUCGAGUAACCGCAGCGGCACUGGGAGGUCGCGCCUGGACGGAGCCCACACUCGCGGUCCUGAUCUGGUGGUGGAAGACGGCGUCUUUUGGAGCGAUCGCCUGGAGUCGCAGCUGCCAGGGGGCUUUAGUGAUACCCACGCUCGCGUCUGGAGGGACAAAGCCCGCUCGUCUCGGAUCAUCUCCCUUGAAGAGGGCUGUGGCAGGGCCACCAACCGUUUAGCCACAUUUUCGGACAAUAGUAAGGCCUGCGUCCGCUUUGGGAUUAACGCGGAUCAAGUCCAAGGAGAGGCGCUAUCUUAUUAUCUUGCCAGCCUGCUGGAAAUCCCGAACUUGCCGCCGCUGGUCCUUUCACAGGUGAGCUUCAGCAACGAGCAGUGGUCAGAGGUUCAAGCGCAGGUGCGGGACUCCCAGUGGUCGGAGAACGCCGUGGUGUCGCUGACAGAGUUCGUGUCAAACUUGAGCGGGGUGGUCACGCCGGUGCCGCUACGCCAUGAGGGUAGGCGGCUGCACCCACUGUCCGAGGACCUCCGGAACCGGAGCCAGUCGGAGUUACUGGAGAUCGUGCAGUGGACCGACCUGAUCCUCUACGACUACCUGACGGCCAACUUCGACCGGCUGGUGAGCAAUCUGUUCAGCCUGCAGUGGGAUCCCAGGGUGAUGGAGAGGGACACUAGGAACCUGCACCGAUCUGCAGACGGCGGACUAGUGUUUAUAGAUAACGAGGCCGGGCUGGUCCACGGCUACCGGGUGCUGGGAAUGUGGGAGAGGUACCACGAUGCUCUGCUCAGGUCGGUGUGUCUCUUCAGGAGGAGAACCGCCCGCCGGAUCUGGGAGAUGCACCGGCGGCAGGACGCGGCGGAGCGCCUGCUGGAGCGCUAUGUGGACAACGAGCCGCUGGCCGCCCGCCUGGGCUUUCUGUCCGAGGAACAGGCUCGGGUCCUGCAGGCUCGUGUGGACCACUUGUACAAACACAUCGCCGGCUGCCGGAAAAAAUACAGUCGCCUAUAGCGCCCGCCCGAGUGUCUGGCGGACUUGAUAACGAGUUUGACUGACAGACGCUCCGAACUGAAAGACGCAUCUGUUGCCUUUUUUUUUCUAAAAUUACUCUGUAUAUAUGCACAUUUUUUUUUUUUUUACUAAAAUUGUCUUAAUAGUUUA